Molecule: messenger RNA, 5244 nt
Organism: Trichobilharzia szidati
Lineage: Eukaryota; Metazoa; Platyhelminthes; Trematoda; Strigeidida; Schistosomatidae
Source: the annotation of a GenBank genome assembly
AUGCAAUCUGUUUCUUCCGAAAUCGCUUUUUCUGAGGACUACUCUUGCGAAAAUACAAUAUGUAAUCCUCGAGCUGGUGACUUAUUAAUUGGGCGUGAAAGUUCCCUUAUUGCUUCAUCAACUUGUGGACUGAAUGAAGUCGAGGCGUACUGUGUAGUUACAACUAGUGGUAAAAGCUACUGCAAAGAAUGUACAUCUAAACAGCCAUACAAUUCCAUAACCAAUCCUGAAAGCCAUCGGAUAGAAAACGUUGUUUCACGCGUUCCAAGCAAUCCUGGAAGAUGGUGGCAGUCACAGAAUGCUGUACACAAUGUUUCAAUUGUACUCAACUUGGAUACGCAAUUUCAAUUCAUUUCAACUAUUUUACGCUUUAAAACAUAUCGUCCAGCGGCUAUGUAUUUAGAGCGUUCGUAUGAUUUUGGUAGAACUUGGGCACGUUAUGCUUAUUUUUCAAAUAAUUGUAAACGAGAUUUUCCAUCUGUACCAGAAGGACCUCGUCGAUUUUUAUCUGAUGUAACUUGCACUGGAGUAUACAGUCAACUUACACCAUCAGAAGGCGGUGUGGUUGCUUUCAUGGCUGCUCCAAGUGAAAUGCACGAAUCUUGGCCACAGUACAGUAAAGAGAGAAUGAAUCUAACAGCCAUUACCAAUCUAAGAGCUGUCUUUACAAGAAUUAACACUUUAGGUGAUAUGCGUGUUGAUGAUUCAGCUUUGACACGACGUAAAUACUAUUAUGCGCUUUAUGAAUGGAAUGUCUGGGGUAGAUGCACUUGUUUUGGUCAUGCAUCACGCUGUAAACCAAAAUCAUCAGCUGAAAUAAUUAAACCAGAAAAGGUAUAUGGUGUCUGUGAAUGUACACAUAACACUGCUGGUGAAAACUGUGAAACAUGCGCUGAUUUCCAUUGGAAUAAACCAUGGAUGCCUGCAACAAGAGAUGCUGCGAAUGCAUGUGAAAAAUGCAACUGUAACAAUCAUGCUACAGCGUGUUUCUUCAAUCCUGUCUUAUAUAUCAAGUCUGGUAAUAUAUCCGGUGGUAAUUGCCAUGGUUGUAUGCACAAUACAGAAGGUGUGAACUGUGAAUUCUGUCAACCGAAUUUCUACCGUCAUCCAAGUUAUCCAAUUGAUCAUCCGUUAACAUGUCAACCUUGUAAUUGUAAUUUGGAUGGUACACUAUACGAUAACUUUUGUCAACAGUAUACCAUACCAGAACAGGGUACAGUUGCUGGUCGAUGUAUAUGUAAAAAGAAUGUUGGCGGAGAUAAAUGUGACCGAUGUAAAGUUGGAUUUUGGAAUUUUCAAGCUGAAAAUCCUGAUGGUUGUGAAUCUUGUUCUUGUAAUAUGAUUGGUACAAUUGAUAAUGGUGGUUGUGAUCCAUAUACUGGAUUGUGUACGUGUAAGCGAUUUGUUGGUGGUCCGAACUGUGAUCGAUGUCUGGAGGGUUAUUUCAACCUUUCAACAGCACCAUUAGGUUGUCAAGAAUGCGCAUGUAGUCAGAUUGGUUCAUUGAAUCCCAAUUGUGAUCGAGUCAAUGGACAGUGUGCUUGUAAAGUUGGUUUCACUGGACGUGAUUGUAGUCAAGUUGAAGAUGGUUAUUAUAUUGUUCCACCGCAUGAAGUGAUUUCUAAACCAGAUGAAAAAGAGAUCACAUUAGUUGGACCUAAAGGUGAAGGAAAAUAUGUGAUUGUUCUUGAUGUUGAUCCAAAACAGUUUGGUGAGGGCGAUAGAUGGACAAUUAUUAUAACACCUUAUCAGUAUGGUGCAACUAGAUGUCAGAAUCCACCACAAAGUGUUAAUAUUUAUCAAGAUACUCAUAAAGUAAUUGUAUCCGAUGUUUGUUUGGAGCCUGGAUUACCGAUUGUUCUACGUAUUGUUCCUGAGUCAUAUCCUGAAGGAGCAUUUACUGAAAUUCUAAUUACAGAUAUUGUAUUGAUACCAACUGAUGACAGUGAUCUAGCUCGGCGUUGUGAACCUUAUCGUGAAAUAGCUAUGGAAAUAUUAGCUGGACGUCGUGAAGAUCGAACUGGACUACCACCGGAAUGUGAAGUCUACUUCCGUUUACCACGUAUAAGUUGGAGAGAAAGUAGUUCAGUAGCAGAAAGGUGUAUGUGCAAUACAACUGGUUCACGAUCUGAGAUAUGCGAUAAAAUGACAGGACAAUGUCCUUGUAAAGAUGGAGUGGUUGGUAGACAGUGUGAUCAGUGUGCACCAUAUCACUAUGAUUUCAGUGCAAGAGGAUGUACUGAUUGUGCAUGUGAUCCACAAGGAUCAGUUAGCUUACAGUGUCAUGAAUCGACAAGUCUUUGUGAAUGUCGUCCUGGGAUUGUUGGUAGACACUGUAAUAUGUGUGAAACUGGAUAUUGGAAUUUUCCAAAUUGUCGACCAUGUGUUUGCAGUGGAUUUAGUGAUCGCUGUAAUCAGACUACUGGAGUAUGUGAAGAUUGUCGAGAUAAUACUGGCGGUGACCACUGCGAGACAUGUCGUGAAGGAUUUUAUGGUGAUCCACUAAGAGAAAAACCGUGUAAACCAUGCUCUUGUCCAGGCGGUGGAUUGAAUCAUGCCAAAGAAUGUCGUAUGGGACCACUAGAAGAGCAGAUAUGUAUUUGUAAAGUUGGAUAUACAGGUCCAAGGUGCAGUCAAUGUGCAAUAAACUAUUUCGGUAAUCCUACAGAACCAGGUGGAUCUUGUAGACCAUGUGAAUGUUCCGGUAAUAUUGCAGUCAAUGUGCCUGGCAGUUGUGAUCCUGUCACAGGACAAUGUUUGAAAUGUCUUCAUAAUACAGAAGGUUAUUAUUGUGAUGUGUGUAAAGAAGGUUUUUGGGGAGAUGCAACUCGUCAAAUGUGUCAACCGUGCAACUGUUAUCCACUAGGCAGUGUUGAUGAAGGUGCUGGCGGUUGUAAUCGUGAAAAUGGUCAGUGCAGUUGUUUACCGAAUGUUAUUGGACCAAGAUGUUACGAAUGUGCACCGUAUUUCUUUAAUUUAACAUCUGGUAAGGGAUGUGAACCAUGUCUGUGUGAUCCAGCUGGUUCUAUAGAUGAUCUGUGUGAUCCUGUUAUGGGACAGUGUCGUUGUAAACCAGAUCGUAGUGGACGUAGAUGUGAUCAGUGCAGGAGAUUGUUUUAUAGUGAUCCGACUGCUCCAGAUGGAUGUAGACCCUGUGAAUGUGAUAGAGCCGGAUCUACAAGUGAUGUCUGUGAUGCUUUAACCGGACAGUGUCCAUGUCGAAGUGGGAUAACUGGUCUUCGGUGUGAUCGAUGCGAUCGAGGAACAGAAGGUAUCCUGCCUAACUGUAAUCCAUGCGGUGAAUGUUGGAAUAAUUGGGAUAAAGCAAUCGAUAAUGUUAUCAGUGAAUUAGACCGUCUCCAGAAUCAGACUGGUCAACAGUUGCCUAGAGAAUUAAAGAUUCUAUUCGAUAGUUUAGUAAGUCUUUUAGAUCAGAUUGAAAAUCUACCCUGGAUGACUACAGAAGAUGCAAGGCUGAAUGAAUUCCGUGACAUGCUAAAACGGACAGAGGAGACGGUUAUGCGUUUAUCCUCCCUUGAUCAAUUCACAGACAGUCUAGCCAAAUGGGAUGAUAUAAUGACUGAACGAUUAGCUGAACAAAUGGAUCGUAGAGCACGUGUAAAUGAAAUGAAAGAACGCCUUGAAGCGCUUACUGAACAACUUAAAGGUGCAAUGGAUGAAUCUACAAGAUUAGAACAUCUUGAUCAGAAAGGAGCAUAUUUAUCAGUUCUACGUUCAAAUGAUAUUGCGAAUAGAGUGAAAGGCAUUCAAACGAGUAUAGAAUAUCAACGUAGUGGAUUUCAAGGUGAAUUAGUGAACUCAAAACGUGAACUUGAAGCAGUUCAAACACGUGCCGACCAAAUGAAUGCAGAUUGGACACAAUUAGAUAGAAGGAUUGGAGAAUUUCGUGAGAAAAUUCGUCAAACAAAUAGACUGAUAUGCGGUGACAACAGUCUUUUACCUGGUGAAGAUUCAGACACUAAAGUAUGUCCAUCUACUUGUGGUGGAGCUGGUUGUGAUUACUUUUCCAAAUCCACUGAUCUGUUAUCAACACCUUUGAUCACUACGAAAAAUGGUCGUCCAUUGACAGGUGCAGAGCUGAAUUUGCGCACUGGACUGAUUAACACAUGUGGAGUCAAUGCUGGAUGUAAUGCUAGUAAUGCUGGACGGUUAAACUCACGCAUGGAAGAGUAUUUAAAUCUUCAAAUUCGUUUGACAAAUGCACUACACAAUGUUUAUCGAGCUGAAAGUGUUAUUUCAAAGGUUCAUUCUAAUCGUAAAAAUGCAGAACAGAUUGUGACAAAUUUAACCUUGGAAGCAGCAGCUAUUAAAGAACGCCUAGCCAAUAUGUAUAAUCAAACACAAAAUUUAAUUAAAGAAGCUGAGAAAUAUGUGGAUAUAUACAGCAAUAUGCGACAGGAUAAGUUUGAUGAAACUUUAAGGUCACUUCAAGAAAUGAAACUGAAUGUUAGUCAGUAUGAAGCACAACAGAUUAUUCAACAGUUAGAACAGUAUGCAGUCAACUUAGAAGAUAAAGUUAAUCGUAUACUAGCUGAAACUGAAGCAGAUCGUCAGCGUACUGGAAAUUUACUAAGACGUGCCGAAAACAUUAGGGAUAAAGCAAAAGAUUUCGCCGAACAAGUAAAUCAAUUAAAAGAAGCUGAUAAAAUAUAUCAAGAAUUAUCUGAAAAACCAAUUCUUCAAAAGGUUGAUGAUAUUGAAUUAUUUGAUCAAAUCUCACAGUUAACAGAAAGAAUUGAUGGCUUCAAAAAUCAAGUGAACAUGUUUGCACACGACUCUAGUCUACAAUCAGAUAUGGUUAGAGAAGCAUCUGAAAUAGCACAGAAUUUACUGUCAAGUACAAAUGUUGCUAGACGUGAGACAUUGGACACACAACAACAGAUUGAACUUGUUGAAGUAUCCUUCAAACAACUGGAUGAGAAAAUGUUAGAACUUGACAAUUUAAUGCGUCUUUUAGAUACAGGUGAAAAAAGACCUGAAGCAGAAAUAGGUGUACCAGAGACAACACUAACUGAUCCAACUAAAUUAAUGGAAGAAGUACAGAAUUUCACCAGUACAUUAGAAGAUAAUAGUGAUGAUGUGAAAAGUAUACUAAUUAAUUUAAAGAAAUUAGAAACUGAAAGUGAACAAUUAACUGAUGAAUUAAAAGGUUAUAUGGAAAAAAUGCAACAACUAAGUAUUCAUUUAUCACGUACUACAAAACACCAUCAAGUGUGCACUUAA